This is a messenger RNA of Lathyrus sativus (Indian pea), 900 nucleotides long. Lineage: Eukaryota; Viridiplantae; Streptophyta; Magnoliopsida; Fabales; Fabaceae. The record is from the annotation of a GenBank genome assembly.
AUGGAUGUCCGCAAGAGAGGUAGACCUGAACAUGGAUUUAACACCAAUGGCGGAUUCAAGAAAUCCAAACCAGAAAUGCAGUCCUUAUCAACUGGUGUAGGAAGCAAAUCGAAGCCAUGUACCAAGUUUUUCAGCACUUCUGGUUGCCCAUUUGGUGAGACAUGCCAUUUCUUGCACUAUGUUCCUGGUGGUUUUAAUGCUGUUGCCCAGAUGAUGAAUCUAACACCCGUAGCACCUCCUGCACCCAGAAAUGUUGCAGCCCCACCACAUGCACAUGCACCCAAUGGAUCCGCGCCAUCUGCUGUUAAAAGUCGCAUAUGCAACAGGUUUAACACUGCCGAAGGUUGCAAAUUUGGGGACAAAUGUCAUUUCGCCCAUGGUGAAUGGGAACUUGGAAAGCCUGUAGCUCUAUCAUUUGAUGAUCACCGUCACGGGGGACCCCCCAACGUAGGUCGUAUGGGUGGUCAUCGAAUGGAGCCUCCUCCUGGUCCAACUACCAGCUUUGGUGCCACUGCCACUGCCAAGAUCAGUGUGGAAGCUUCCAUGGCUGGAGCAAUCAUUGGUAAGGGUGGUGUGAACUCAAAACAAAUCUGUCGCCAAACUGGAGCCAAGCUUUCGAUUCGAGACCAUGAGUCUGAUCAAAAUCUUAGGAACAUUGAACUUGAGGGAACUUUUGAACAAAUUAAGGAUGCAAGUAACAUGGUGAAGGAUUUACUGUUGACCCUGCAAAUGUCUGCACCACCUAAAACAACCCAAGGUCCUCCUGGUGCCCCUGGCCACCAUCAUGGAAACCAUGGAAGCAACUUUAAGACAAAAUUGUGUGAGAAUUUUACAAAAGGAUCUUGUACUUUUGGAGAAAGAUGUCAUUUUGCACAUGGAGCUGCUGAAAUGCGGAAAUGA